AUGCAUCACCAAUCAUUAGACACAACUGCGAUAUCCAAACAAACUUUACAUAAUAAUAAUCAUAAUAAUGAAGAUUCGAUUGAACUUAUUGGUACAGCUAAAACACUGCAACGAGCGAUGUCAGUUUGUAAAUUGAGUGAAAUGUUAGAUUGUAUUAAAGAUAUGAAAACAUAUGCAAGAACUAUCGAAAAAGAUUUACCAGAUUAUUUACAUACAAUUCAUAUUGAUAAUAAAACUGAAAUGAAUAUAACAGAAUUUAAAAUUGAUGAUUUUCUUCAAUUAGCUAAACAACGUUUCGAUAAUAAUAAUAAUCAGUAUAUUCUUCUCAAUGAUUUAAUCGAACAAAAACUAAAAUCAAAUGAAUCUCAAUUACAACAUAAUCAGGAAAAAUCUUUAGUAGACAAACAAGUUGAAUAUAUGAAACAUGUAAUUGCUGCACAGCCAUCAGCUCUUGAAGCGAUUUAUUUAGAAGCAUUACUCAAUCCAGAUCAAUGGCAAUAUAAUCAUCAUCUUCUUCAAACAUCGCCUAUAGAUAUUUUAACAUCAAGUGAACGCAAACGAUUAGAUGAAAUUUUGAAUAAAACUUAUGAUUAUAAAUCAUAG
Molecule: messenger RNA, 603 nt
Organism: Adineta steineri
Lineage: Eukaryota; Metazoa; Rotifera; Eurotatoria; Adinetida; Adinetidae
Source: the annotation of a GenBank genome assembly